Messenger RNA from Rhodamnia argentea, 1580 nucleotides. RefSeq names its product GATA transcription factor 12. Gene Ontology annotation, biological process: positive regulation of DNA-templated transcription. Lineage: Eukaryota; Viridiplantae; Streptophyta; Magnoliopsida; Myrtales; Myrtaceae. Bases 157 to 1281 code for a protein of 374 amino acids. Gene Ontology annotation, molecular function: zinc ion binding; sequence-specific DNA binding. Gene Ontology annotation, cellular component: nucleus. The record is from RefSeq and is a predicted model, not a curated record. The transcript is spliced from 2 exons.
UCUUCUCUCUUUCUCUCUCUUUCUCUCCUUAGUUUUCUCUUGUUCACUUUCCUCUCCUCGCGACACCAACAAAAACACUCGCAGACAACAACACUGUCUCUCUCUCUCUCUCCAAUUCUUGUCAUCCCACUUCGAGAAAGGAGGACCAUUUCCCAAAUGGAGGCACCGGAAUUCUUCCAGCCCGGCUUUUGCUCCCCCCAAUUUGCGCCUGAGAAGCGCCAUUCCCUUGACGGCAAAGCCUGCGGCGGCGGCGACAACCCCUUCAUGGUCGACGACCUGCUGGACUUCUCCACCACCGACGAUGCCAUCGUUGGCGGCGGCGGCGGCGGAGGUUGCGGUGACGGGGCAUUCGAUAACGUCACGGGGAGCUCCACCGACUCCAACGUCACCGCGGCCGUGGACAGCUGCAACUCCUCCUUCUCGGGCUACGACCCGAAUUUCACCGACGGCGGCAUCGGUUGCCGCAGUUUCACCGAGGGUCACUUCUCCAGUGACCUGUGCGUUCCGUACGACGAUUUAGCUGAGCUCGAAUGGCUCUCAAACUUCGCGGAGGAAUCGUUCUCCAGCGAAGACCUCCAGAAGCUCCAGCUGAUAUCCGGGAUGAAAGCCCGGCCGCACGCAGCCUACGAGACGACCCGCGAGUUCCAGCCCGAGCCCAAUCGGGGCGGCCCGAUAUUCCACCCCGACAUGUCGGUGCCGGCCAAGGCCCGGAGCAAGCGCUCACGGGCCGCCCCGGGCAACUGGGCUUCUCGCCUGCUCGUGCUCUCCCAGGCCGACCCCUCACCCGAGGACGAAGCGGCCGUUGGGGGCGGCGGCGGCGGAAGCAUGGGAUCCCCACGGCCCAUCGGGGGCAAGAAGACCAUCCGGGCUGCGCCGAAGAAGAAGCAGCCGCAGCAGGGGCUCGAAGGGCCGGACGGGGCUGGCGGGGAGGCUCGGAAGUGCCUGCACUGCCAGACGGACAAAACGCCACAGUGGCGCACGGGGCCCAUGGGGCCGAAGACCCUGUGCAACGCGUGCGGGGUGCGGUACAAGUCGGGCCGGCUCGUGCCCGAGUACCGGCCCGCGGCGAGCCCGACCUUCGUGCUCACCAAGCACUCCAAUUCGCACCGGAAGGUGCUGGAGCUGAGGCGCCAGAAGGAGCUCCAGAGUGCUCAGCAGCUCCACCAGCAGCAGCGGCAGUUCCUCCAGAGUCAUCACCAGAACAUGGUCUUCGACGCAUCCAACGGCGAGGAUUACUUGAUCCACCAACAUGUGGGGCCGGACUUCAGGCAGCUGAUGUAGCAGAUAACUUAGAGCGACUCUAGUGAAGUGAGUUUUUAAGAAUUCUUUAAGUUGCUAAGUUCAUUUAGUUCCUAACUUUGAUUAUUCUCGAACUGCAGACUCUUUUUUUUCACCCUUUUUAUAUUUUUUUUUGGGGCUUCAUGCUCUCGAGAUUAGCUUUUUGCUAAGCUAGAAAUUACUCUGCAAACCCACCUUUUUUUUUAUUGAUAAAUUCAAGUCGUUUUAAAUUUGAAUUUCUUGCUUUUUGUUGUUAGGGACACACGAAGGAUUGCGUGUAAAGUGCAGUAGAUUGCACGAAA